Molecule: messenger RNA, 825 nt
Organism: Durusdinium trenchii
Lineage: Eukaryota; Dinophyceae; Suessiales; Symbiodiniaceae
Source: the annotation of a GenBank genome assembly
AUGCACAUGCACCUGUGUUCGCAUGAGGACCCGCACACGAUGCACCCGACCGAUGUGCAUGAAGACCAUUGGCCUCACAACGACUCGUUGUGGGCAGUGCGUGGCAGAAGGGUGGGUGUGGCGCUGCUCAUGGUGACGAUCUUGGCGAUGGCUACCUUCGCCAGAGUCGAUGUCCUUCGAUGGCACCAGGACCUGGCUUCUCUCAUGAGGAAGUACCAGAAUUUGGAUACAUGGUUCUUCAACGGGGAGGCACCCAAAGGGGGUGCCGCCACCUCCGCGGGCUUCUCCAAAGCGCCCUCCGAGAACAUGCACGACGGCAAUUUGUGUGGAGAUGACGAGGAGCUUUUUGAGGACUUGUGCUAUUUCAAGUGCUCUUUGCUGACCAAAGGCUCCAACCCCAUCCGCACCAGUGCCUUCACAUGUUGCGAAGCACAGCCUUGUGGCUUUGACAACACCAUUUUCAACAUGAAUGCGCCGUGUGCUGGCUUUGACGUGGCUGGGAACCUCAACGGCCAGAAGGGCGCCUGCCCGCACACAGUGGGCACAUGCCUGGAGGAUGAAGAACUUCUCCUGGGAAUGUGCUACAAGAAGUGCUCGUUGCUCACACAAGGCGCCUUUACUCACCGAGUCGCGGCAACGACCUGCUGUUCACAGACGGGCUUGGCUUGUCUAAAUCCCAUGAACCUCAGGACGGAUUUCUUGGCCUUCCCGGUGGGCGGGGGCAAGGGUGAUGGGCUGGCGGCGACACCAAGCAAGCCUCACAAGCCAAUGAAGGCGCUGACCGAGAAGACCAACACCACACAGGACACUACGGCUGCAGUGUGA